Cotesia congregata is the source of this 3002-nucleotide messenger RNA. NCBI's taxonomy places the organism in Eukaryota, Metazoa, Arthropoda, Insecta, Hymenoptera, Braconidae. The record is from the annotation of a GenBank genome assembly.
UUGCCCCCCUACUUUGUAAGUAUGUAAGUAUACCCCUACUUUUUAUUAUCCACAUCUUACAUUACAAAACUGAUAUACAAAGUCCUAUGUUCUAUUCUAUGUCCUGUGUUAUGUGUUGAGUGUAAAUGGAAUUUUUAAAAAUUUUUAUUUCAGUUACCACAGUGUUCUUUAUUGAUGAUCAUGUGUCUAUAACGUGAUCGCACUCCGAGUGCGACUAGUAAACAAACGCGAUAUCAUCCUUAUUGCAACAUCACCGCUAUCAUCAUCAUAUAAUAGUAUAAUAUAUUACUCCAGGAAUGGCUCCAGCACCUAGUAAAUUUUUAACUAAACAAAAUGUCGCUGGUGCAUUAGCAAUCAGUACAUUGAUUUGGUUACUUAAACGCAAAAGAAAUAAACGUUCAAUAAAAUCAAGAGAUUUGUGGCCAACGAAUGAUGUACAGUAUGUCAUCAAAGAGGAAAAGCCUAAAAGCCCACCUAAAGCCCAUGUCAAUGCUGCUUUUUUCAAACAACUCCGUGUAUUGCUAUCCAUUGGUAUCCCCGGAUUAUUUACACCUGAAACCGGCUUUAUUUUAUUGGUCGCUGGAUCACUCGUAGCAAGAUCACUAUGUGAUCUAUGGAUGAUUCGUAUUAGUACUCUUAUUGAGGGGACGAUUGUUAAUAUGGAUGGUCCAAUGUUCAAAAAACGGCUUUUGACAUUUUUAGCUGCUUUGCCUAUGAUAUCGAUUGUGAAUAAUAUUUUAAAAUAUGGAAUUGGUGAAAUGAAAUUAAGGUUGAGAACUAACAUAACAAGGCAUUUGCUAGAUCAAUAUCUCAAAGGUUUCACCUACUAUAAAAUGACUAAUUUGGAUACUCGUAUUGCCAAUCCUGAUCAAUUACUCACAACUGAUAUUGACAAAUUUUGUGAUAGUUGUACAGAUUUGUACAGCAAUAUUGCCAAGCCAAUAUUAGAUAUUUCGAUUUAUGUAUACAGAUUAACAUCAUCUUUAGGUGGAAAGACUCCUCUAUUGAUGUUAGGAUAUUUGCUAGUAGCUGGUAGUUUUCUUACACACUUACGGAAACCAAUAGCUUCAAUGACAGUAAAAGAACAACGUUUAGAGGGAGAAUUUCGGCAUAUAAAUUCACGCCUCAUUACCAACUCUGAAGAAAUAGCAUUCUAUCGUGGAAAUAAUCGAGAAAAAUUAACUUUGUUCGCCAGCUUCCAAAAACUUAUCCAACAUCUUCGAUCACUUUUGGAGUUCAAAGUUGGUAUGGGUGUUGUCGAUAAUUUCAUUGGAAAAUACGUGGCAACAGUUGUUGGUUUUUAUGCAGUGAGUAUUCCAUUCUUUCAAAAAAAUCACCCAGUGCUUGCCGGCUCACCAGAUCAUCGAUUUAAAAAUUACUAUGAGAAUGGCAGAAUGCUGAUAAAGAUGGCAGAAGCCAUUGGUAGAUUAGUUCUCGCUGGUCGAGAAAUGACACGAUUAGCUGGUUUUACAGCUCGUGUAACCGAAAUCCGUCAAGUUCUUGAUGAUUUAAAUAAAGGAAAAUACACAAGGACUAUGAUCGCAGAUGCUGAAAAUUUUUCAAUCGGUGAAGCGGGAUCAGGAAAAAUAAUUCACAAGGAUAAUGUCAUUUGCUUUGAUCAUGUACCGUUAGUUACACCUAACGGCGAUGUACUAAUUAAUGAUCUUACAUUUGAAGUUAAAUCGGGAAUGAAUGUGCUAGUUUGUGGACCAAACGGUUGUGGUAAAAGUUCAUUGUUCCGAGUGCUUGGCGAGUUAUGGCCUGUAUGGGGCGGAACGGUUACCAAGCCACCGAGUACUAAGCUCUUUUACAUUCCUCAACGUCCUUAUAUGACUCUAGGUACUUUAAGAGACCAAGUUAUCUACCCACAUACUCAGGCGGAAAUGCAAAGACGUAAUCAUGCCAGUGAUGACGAUCUUCAAAAGUUUUUAGAUUUAGUACAACUCGGUCAUUUGUUAGAACGAGAAGGUGGAUGGAAUACGGUCGCUGAUUGGAUGGAUGUAUUGUCUGGAGGAGAAAAACAACGAAUAGCUAUGGCCAGAUUAUUUUACCACAAGCCACAAUUCGCAAUCUUAGAUGAAUGUACGAGCGCAGUAAGCGUAGAUGUUGAAGAUUCAAUGUACUCUUAUUGUCGGCAAGCAAACAUUUCAUUGUUCACUGUAUCUCAUAGACGUUCGUUGUGGAAACAUCAUGAGUAUUACUUGUUAAUGGAUGGUCGAGGAUCUUAUGAAUUUAAACCAAUUGAGCCUAAUACGGAAGAAUUUGGUUCAUGAAUUUUAGUUAACAAUAUUUAAAAUUCUCAAGUAAGGUAACUUGUAUUGAGAAAUUGCAUUCUUAUAAAAUUUUAUUGAUAAGAGGUGAAUAGGUUUUUUUUAUAAUGAAUCGGAAUAAAAACUUCAUUAUUUAAAUGGAGUACUUAGAAUUAAACGAUAGAUCAAUUUUUAGAUAUUAAUAAAUUAAUGCCAAUUAACAUAAAAAUUCGAUUUGUGCACAUUAUUGAAUAAUCAAUUAUAUUAUUAUGCACAUCGGUCUUUACUUGUUUGAUAUUAAAUGAGUAUGUAUUAAUAUAAAUAGAUUUUACUAUUGUAGGAUAUUAGAAAAAGGAUUUUAUAUAUUUUUGUUAGUAAUGUUUCUACUUGAACAGUUUAAUAGUUCUCAAUCUGAUAUUUUUUUAUUAAUUAAUAGUAAUUUCUUAGAUGGAACAUCAAAUUGGAGUAAUUAAUAGUACAUACUAAUCAUUAACAAUUAAUUGUAAUUAUUUUAUUUGUUAAUGGAAAUUUUUUAAUCAUUUAACUUUAUAAACAUUAUACUAUUGAAUAAACAUUGUAAUUACGGAAAACAAACAUCGCAUAAAUUGCUGGACAAUAUUAAUAAAAAAAAAUAUAAAAUUGAAAAAUUAGCGUACAAUUCUUUUAAUACCAAACUAGCAACCUUGCAGUCAUUACAUGACUGCCGUGACUUGUGAACUAUAAAUAAAUAAAAUUUUGCUUUAUUAAAUAAUG